CUGUUCAGUCACACGCCUUGGAAGCUCCUGGAAGUAGUAAAAAUGUCCUGGCAAUAACACUUUCUUCGACAUUAACACCAGAUUUUCUUCAAUUUUCAUUUUUCCAAAAUUUUUCUCUGCCAUUUUCUCUCUCCAGACUCCAAUUUUCUCAUCGAGUUUUGCUAACCCUAGAACUCUUUUGCAAUGUCCGUGGAAUUCAAAUCCAAUGAAGAUCUUCACCGGCUGUUGAGAUUCAGGAUUCUCACUUUAUGUUGAAAUGGUAGGGAAGAGUAAUAGCUCUGUUGUUGAUUUUUGUGGUUUCAUGUUGAUUCGGCAUUCUUCGCGAUGCAAUUAGUAUCAAAUGAUCGUCAGACAGAAGAUGGUUCUGAAACAGAACCUAUCUUAUGUCAAUCCAACAUUGAGCAAAGAUUAGAGGAAUCUUCAACUUCAUGUGAAAUUAGAACUGUGGAAGUUGAUUGUUCCAUAGUUGAUGGGGACUUGGAAAAUCUUGACACAGAUGAAAAUUGUGCUUUGGUGAAUGCAGACCAACCACAAUGCCGCAUAUGUCUUGAUAUUGGAGGAGAAGACUUGAUUGCGCCAUGCCAUUGCAGAGGGACCCAAAAGUAUGUCCACAGGUCAUGUCUCGACAAUUGGAGGUCAACUAAGGAGGGCUUUGCUUUUGCUCACUGUACAGAGUGCCGUGCAGUGUUUAUAUUACGUGCAAAUGUCCCACCUGAUCGCUGGUGGUUGAGAUUGAAAUUUCAGUUACUUGUUGCCAGAGACCAUGCAUUCAUUUUUGUCAUCGUUCAGCUGAUUGUGGCAUUCUUGGGUGUGCUGGUGUACAAAUUUUAUGGAGAGGAACUAAGAGAAAUGUUUGGUUAUGAUGAACACCCAUAUGGCUUUUAUACGAUGGCUGUUUUAGCUAUUGUCUUGGUGGGUUUGCUCUAUGGUUUCUUCAUAGCCAUUAUUUGUGGACAGAGAAUCAAUGAGCGCCAUUACCAUGUUCUAGCCAAACAAGAACUAACAAAGGAGUAUGUGGUUGAGGACCGAGAAGUUAAUAAGGAUGUCCCUGAACUCGACCCUAGCCAUGUGACAGAGCUGAGAAUGUUGGGACUUUAUUAAAGCUGAAAUUAUAUGCAUCCCAUUGGGUUUUCAGAUUCCUCUUUCAGGUGGGUUGGUGAUGGUCAAGAAUGUGGCAUCUAAAAAACGGAGCAACUCGGCACGGAAGCUGGAUGAGUCAUUUUUCUUCCUCUGUAUAGCAUUUGAGAUACCGGCAUGAUCUUUUGGCUCCAACCACACAGCCAGGAAUGUGAGGUUUGGAAAAUUCCUAUACCUGUAUUCCAUUCUUAAAUGUUUUUAGUCAUGGAAAUGACUGUUCUCCCUAUACACGUUUUCGUUUUCAGCUGAUAAUCAAUUAUUCGCUUGUACUGUAAACUGUUGGGAAUUCAUUGAUUCUACGAUGUUUUUAACACUAUAAGUUGUAAGUCUGAGCAUGAAUUAAACUCUUGCUCUUCUGGGAACGUGUAUUGAAAAAUCAAUACGCAUUCACAUUCACCCCCUCUUGCAAA
Vitis riparia (riverbank grape) is the source of this 1547-nucleotide messenger RNA. RefSeq names its product E3 ubiquitin-protein ligase MARCHF1. Bases 325 to 1101 code for a protein of 258 amino acids. The transcript has 8 exons. NCBI's taxonomy places the organism in Eukaryota, Viridiplantae, Streptophyta, Magnoliopsida, Vitales, Vitaceae. Gene Ontology annotation, molecular function: zinc ion binding. The record is from RefSeq and is a predicted model, not a curated record.